Messenger RNA from Hypoxylon fragiforme, 3000 nucleotides. Its product is annotated as GPI ethanolamine phosphate transferase 1. Gene Ontology annotation, molecular function: mannose-ethanolamine phosphotransferase activity. Lineage: Eukaryota; Fungi; Ascomycota; Sordariomycetes; Xylariales; Hypoxylaceae. Gene Ontology annotation, biological process: GPI anchor biosynthetic process. The transcript is spliced from 5 exons. Bases 1 to 3000 code for a protein of 999 amino acids. Gene Ontology annotation, cellular component: endoplasmic reticulum membrane. The record is from RefSeq and is a predicted model, not a curated record.
AUGGCGGGCGCCAGUCGCUUCAAAUUCCUGGCUAUAGCCGUGGUAUUUCAUCUAAUUUAUAUAUACUCUAUAUUCGAUAUUUACUUCGUCAGUCCAAUCGUUAGUGGGAUGCAAUUGUUCCAAUUAGAAAGACCCGCGGGAGUAAAAGCACCGGCGGACCGGCUUGUUCUUUUUGUUGGCGACGGACUGCGCGCGGACAAAGCUUUUCAAUCGCACCCUGAUCCCUUUCCGAAGACCCAGGCCGACCGCACUCCGCGACCACUUGCACCGUAUUUGCGGUCCCGCGUUCUCGAACAUGGCACCUUUGGCGUAUCUCACACGAGGGUGCCUACAGAAUCACGACCCGGUCACGUCGCACUCAUAGCAGGACUCUAUGAGGAUGUUUCGGCUGUUGCGACUGGUUGGAAGCUCAACCCUGUAAACUUCGAUAGCGUCUUCAAUAGAAGCGCACAUACGUGGAGUUGGGGUAGCCCUGAUAUUCUUCCUAUGUUCCAGCAUGGCGCAAUUCCCGGCAGGAUAGAUGCAGACUGCUACGACGCUGAAUUUGAAGAUUUCUCCAAGGGUGCAGUCGAGCUAGAUCUAUACGUGUUCGACGGAGUGAAAGAUCUUUUCGCUGCGGCGGAAAAGAACAAGACUCUAAGUAAUGCUAUUAAGCAAGACAAAAUCGUCUUCUUCCUCCACCUCCUAGGACUUGAUACUGCCGGCCAUUCAUACCGACCAUACUCGGAUGAGUAUCUGCAUAACAUUAAAGUUGUCGACCAAGGAGUCAAGGAAAUUACCGAGCUAUUUCAGAAGUUCUAUGGCGACGACCGUACUGCCUUUGUUUUUACGGCUGAUCAUGGCAUGAGCGAUUGGGGAAGCCAUGGAGAUGGCCACCCAGAUAACACCAGGACUCCGUUGAUCGCUUGGGGGUCAGGUAUUGCGAAGCCAUCUGUAUAUCCAGGCACCAUCGCCCCUGGCCACGAUGAAUAUUCCUCGGAUUGGAAUUUGGAUCACGUCAAGAGGAAUGACGUGCACCAGGCCGAUGUUGCAGCUUUAAUGGCCUAUUUGAUUGGCGUCGAAUUUCCUGCCAAUUCUGUUGGUGAACUGCCAUUGGCUUAUCUCUCUGCAAACAUUAAGCAAAAAGCCGAAGCGUCUUUAGUAAACGCUCAAGAGAUUUUGGAAAUGUACAAGGUAAAGGAGGCCAGCAAACAGGAAAAGGAGUUGAGAUAUCAAUCAUACAAACCCCUUAGUGAGGGAACUGGCUCAACCCCUGACAACCGAAUAUCGCAUAUCAAGGAAUUGAUCGAUAAUGGAAGGUACGAAGAAGCCAUCGAAGAAUCCGCGGCGCUGAUGAAAAUCGGACUUGAGGGAAUGCGCUAUUUGCAGACUUAUGAUUGGCUGUUCUUAAGAGCUCUCAUCACCAUUGGCUACUUGGGGUGGAUGGCGUAUGCUCUAACGACUGUCUUGGACCUGCAUGUACUACAAGGAACCACACAGCCGUCGAGAACCCUUGGAGGCACAGCUGUCUUCUCCUCUUUCCUCGUCAUUCUAUAUGCGUCCUUCAUCAUAUCUCAUUCACCCUUAACAUACUAUGCGUAUGCCUUCUUUCCUGUAUUCUUCUGGGAAGAAGUUUACGCGCGUAAGGAUAGUUGGGUCCAAGGAAGAAGGGCCUUGUUUGGCCACAUUAAGACCGGCGCGAACGUGUUAUCCCUUGUGCUCAACGCAGCUACUUAUGUUGGCAUUAUCGAGUCCCUGGCAAUUGGAUAUAUUCACCGAGAAGUCUUAACAGUUCUGUUCCUUGUUGGUGCAUUAUACCCAUUGACCUUGGGGGUAUCUUUCCUUCAGAAACAUGCCAUUCUUUCGGUACAAUGGUUUAUAUCGUGUCUUGUAAUGAGCGUCUUCACCCUGCUUCCAGCAAUGAAGGUCGAAAGCUUGCCCCUUAUUCUUCUUGGCGGUCUGCUCAUGGUUGUCGUUGGCGUCCUGUACCUGAUUUUCGACAAUAAACUGUUAGCCAAACCCGCCAACUCGAAGUCGAAGAGAUUUGCGAGUCCCCCAAAAGGCAAGGAUCUUUCAAGAGCUCUAAUCGGAAUUCAGAUUGGGCUUGUCCUACUAGCUAUGUUCGUAACUCGAACUAGUGUUCUGUCAUUACAAGCAAAGGAGGGCCUACCACGUGGAAGCCAAAUUGUAGGAUGGCUUGUCUUGGUUGUAUCAUUCUUGAUGCCAUUUGCCCACCGGCUCCAACCUAACAACCAUUAUCUUCAUAGGUUACUGGUUAUUUUUCUAACCUUUGCACCAACCUUCGUGAUUUUGACGAUAUCAUACGAGGGCUUAUUCUACUUUGCUUUUAGCCUCAUGUUAGUGACAUGGGUCCGAUUAGAACAGUAUAUCUACGAGUUCCUACAGCCGGCAGGAAAAGCGGAAAGCAACGUCCAGGUAACGGCUGGGACAGCCGUAUCGAAAUUCCGACCCCUACGUUUGUCAGAUGCUCGCGUAGCAUUAUUUUUCUUUGUCCUCCUUCAGUCGGCAUUUUUCAGCACUGGCAACAUUGCGUCAAUCUCAUCAUUCAGUUUAGAGAGCGUGUGCCGACUCAUACCAAUAUUUGACCCCUUAUCUCAGGGGGCACUCCUCACGCUCAAACUUAUGAUCCCAUUUGCCCUCGUAUCGGCAAAUCUAGGCAUUCUCAACAAGAGAAUUGGGGUAGCUCCCUCGGCGCUUUUCAUGGUCACGAUGGCCAUAAGCGACUUAUUAACCCUCUACUUCUUUUGGGUGGUGAAGGACGAGGGCUCGUGGCUCGAGAUCGGGUCCACGAUCAGUCACUUCGCCAUAGCUAGUCUUCUAUGCGUUUUUCUCGCGGCUCUAGAGGGCGUGAGCGCAUUUUUCAUUUCUGGCAUCGAAGUAAACAGCUCCUACGGACAAUCAGCUAUAAGUAAUGGAAAGAUGCCAGGAGCGCCAAUAGAAACGCCCAAUGGAAAGACUGAGCAUGUGGACUCCUCGACUCCUAUUUCAGAGAAGAAAUAG